AGGUUCCAUAAAGAGGCGGUCAUGUGGAGGCACCUUCGUCAUCCCAACAUUGUACCAUUUCUUGGUACCAAUAGGGAACUACUUGGGCUUUGUACAAUCAGUCCUUGGAUGGCUCGGGAUAACCUCAAGAAAUACUUAUUCGUGAUGGGGCAGAAGGCGGAUCGGCCUAAACUCGUCCUCGAGAUCGCAUUGGGACUGAGUUACUUGCACACUCGCAACGUGACACAUGGUGAUCUGAAAAGCCUCAAUGUUCUCAUCGACGUUGAACACCACGCCCUCCUUGCUGACUUUGGCAUGGCAUCAGUCAGAUAUAACGUAAAUAGUGUUCGCCAAACUGCCCCCGGGAAUGGUGUCCCGAGAGGUAGCGUACGCUGGAUGGCUCCCGAAUUGCUCGACCCUAUGCUGGGGGAGCUUGGCAAACAAGCAUGGCAAAGACUAAUCACUCCGAUUAUAGAUGUCUACGCCUUCGCCAUGGUUGUUUACGAGGUAUAUCUCUCAACAAAACGACCUCUCGGUGAAUAA
Messenger RNA from Postia placenta MAD-698-R-SB12, 522 nucleotides. RefSeq lists its product as hypothetical. Lineage: Eukaryota; Fungi; Basidiomycota; Agaricomycetes; Polyporales; Adustoporiaceae. The record is from RefSeq and is a predicted model, not a curated record. The transcript is spliced from 3 exons. Gene Ontology annotation, biological process: signal transduction; protein phosphorylation. Gene Ontology annotation, cellular component: cytoplasm. The annotation marks the transcript as partial. Gene Ontology annotation, molecular function: protein kinase activity; ATP binding.